AUGCCGCUGAGCUAUAGGCAUGCUCUAGGUAACCCAGAUUUUACUAGCAACCAUAUUAAAGAUUUUAAGAAUGAAGGCUGUUCUGCUGGCAGGAUACCGUUCAAGAUCGGGCAGCCCAAGAAACAGAUUGUACCCAAGACAGUGGAGAGAGACUUUGAAAGGGAAUAUGGAAAGCUUCAGCAAUUGGAAGAUCAGACCAAAAAACUUCAGAAGGAUAUGAAGAAAAGCACAGAUGCAGACUUGGCCAUGUCCAAGUCGGCUGUCAAAAUCUCUUCAGACCUGCUGUCUAACCCCCUGUGCGAACAGGAGCCCAGCUUUCUGGAGAUGGUCACGGCCUUCGACACGGCGAUGAAGAGGAUGGACUCUUUCAACCAGGAGAAGGUGAAUCAGAUCCAAAAGACAGUCAUAGAGCCUUUGAAAAAGUCCAGCAGCGUGUUCCCCAGCCUGAACAUGGCAGUGAAGAGACGGGAGCAAACGCUGCAGGACUACAAGCGCCUGCAGUCCAAGGUGGAGAAAUACGAGGAGAAGGAGAGGACCGGCCCCGUCCUCGCCAAGCUGCACCAGGCCCGUGAAGAGCUGAGGCCGGUGAAGGAGGACUUUGAAGCCAAAAACAAGCAGCUCCUGGAGGAAAUGCCCAAGUUUUAUAGCAGCCGCAUCGAUUACUUCAAACCCAGCUUUGAGUCGCUGGUCCGGGCGCAG
This is a messenger RNA of Pygoscelis adeliae (Adelie penguin), 699 nucleotides long. RefSeq names its product bridging integrator 3 (gene BIN3). The transcript is spliced from 9 exons. The annotation marks the transcript as partial. Gene Ontology annotation, cellular component: actin cortical patch; cytoplasm. The record is from RefSeq and is a predicted model, not a curated record. Gene Ontology annotation, biological process: endocytosis; actin cortical patch localization; plasma membrane tubulation. Gene Ontology annotation, molecular function: protein binding; lipid binding. Lineage: Eukaryota; Metazoa; Chordata; Aves; Sphenisciformes; Spheniscidae.